CACUGCGACUUUUGAAGUCCAAACAGUUGUUGGUGCUGCGCGCCGCCUCUGGUCGCCCUGCCAGGCUGCCCGUGUCCCCGCGGACCUUGGGUCGUUUACAGGAGUUUAGAGAAAGCCACGUCUUCAAGUUUUUGCGGGUUCGAAACCUUCCCGAGCUGCAGAUCGCAACAAAAGGAAGGAGAACCCGGGCGUCUCGCGGGCAGAUCAGAGGCGCGGGCGGCGGCUGAGACGCGCGCGAGACCCCCGCCCCUCCGCGCGCCCACGGACUCUCUCUCUCCCUCUUGCCCUAGUCCUGGAAGCGAUGGAGGAGGCCGAAGGCGACUGCGCCGUAGCGUUCGCUGAGGCCCAGAGAUGGGUGGAGGCAGUGACAGAGAAGAAUUUUGAAGCAAAGGAUUUUCGAGCCUCUCUAGAGAAUGGUGUUCUGUUGUGUGAUUUGAUUAAUAAGCUUAAACCUGGUGUCAUUAAGAAGAUCAAUAGACUGUCCACACCAAUAGCAGGUUUGGAUAAUAUAAACGUUUUUUUGAAAGCUUGUGAACAGAUUGGAUUGAAAGAAGCCCAGCUUUUCCAUCCUGGAGAUCUACAGGAUUUAUCUAAUCGAGUCACUGUCAAGCAAGAAGAGACUGAUAGAAGAGUGAAAAAUGUUUUAAUAACAUUGUACUGGCUGGGAAGAAAAGCACAAAGUAACCCCUACUAUAAUGGUCCAUACCUUAAUUUGAAAGCAUUUGAGAAUCUUUUAGGACAAGCUCUGACUAAGGCACUUGAAGACUACAGCUGCCUGAAAAGAAGUGGCAGGGACAGCGGUUACGGAGAUAUCUGGUGUGCUGAAAGGGGUGAAUUACCUGCUCCUGCAGGCAACCAUAGGAGAGAAGAUUCAUUUGAAAGCUUGGACUCUUUGGGGUCCAGGUCAUUCACAAGCUGCUCCUCUGAUAUCACACUUAGAGGGGGGCGUGAAGGUUGCGAAAGUGACACAGAUUCUGAAUUAACAUUCAAAAUGCAGGAUUACAAUAAAGAUGAUAUGUCCUAUCGAAGGAUUUCGGCCAUUGAACCAAAGUCUGCUUUACCGUUCAAUCGUUUUUUACCCAACAAAAGUAGACAACCAUCCUAUAUGCCGGCGCCCUUGAGGAAGAAAAAGCCAGACAAAAAUGAGGAUAACAGAAGAAGUUGGGCAAGCCCCGUCUAUACAGAAGCAGAUGGAACAUUUCCAAGUAACGAGAGGAGAACUUGGGGCACAAACGUGGAGAACUGGCCAACAGUUCAAGAAACUUCAAACUCCUUUUGUUAUUUGAAAGAGGAAGAAGAAGAGACAAGCAUACCCAACACUGUAAAAGAUGAUCUUUAUAUGAGAAAGCUAAGUCCGAUCAUGCCAAACCCAGGGAACGCUUUUGAUCAGUUUCUUCCCAAAUGUUGGAUCCCAGAAGAUGUGAACUGGAAAAGGCUCAAAAGGGAAACUUAUAAACCAUGGUAUAAAGAAUUUCAGGGAUUCAGUAGGAGGAAUUUAUACUCUGAGGACGAGGAAUCAGGCUCUGGCAGAAGCUCUGCCAUUUUCAGUAGGAUACCAAAAGCAGAGCAUAGGCUAGCCAGCAACUGCCAAAGACGUUCACUCUUGAUGGAACUAGCUACUGAGCGGGCCAGAAUCGCACGGGACACCCAUGCAGCCAGGAGAACUAGUAGUACUUCGGAUGAGCCCAGUCAGUUUUUAUUACUUCAGGCCUUCCAAACAUAUUCUGAUGACAUCUUGUCUUCCGAAACAAAUAUCAGAAUUGACCCCACUGCUGGCCCAAGGCUUAUAACACGCAGGAAGAAUCUCUCUUAUGCACCAGGGUAUAGAGGAGGUGAUCUUGAGAUGUCAACCUUGGAUCCUGACUUAGAGAAUGAUGAUUUCUUUGUCAGAAAGACUGGGGCUUUCCACGCCAAUCCCUGUGUUCUCCGGGCUUUCGAAGACUUCAGAUUUUCUGAGCAAGAUGACCCUGUAGAACGAGACAUAAUUCUGCAAUGUAGAGAAGGUGAACUUGUACUUCCAGAUCUAGAAAAAGAUGAUAUGAUUGUUCGCCGAAUUCCAGCACAGAAGAAAGAGGUGCCUCUGUCGGGGGCCCCAGAUAGAUACCAACCAAUCCCUUUCCCUGAACCCUGGACUCUUCCUCCAGAAAUUCAAGCCAAAUUUCUCUGUGUACUUGAAAGGACACGCCCAUCCAAAGAAAAAAGUAAUAGCUGUAGAGUAUUAGUUCCUUCCUGUCGUCAGAAGAAAGACGAUAUGUUGACUCGUAAGAUCCAGUCUUGGAAGAUGGGAACUCCCGUGUCCCCCAUCAAUUUCACCCCAGGUCCCUGCAGUGAGGCGGACUUACGGAAGUGGCAGGCCAUCCGGGAGGCCAGCAGGCUUAGGCACAAGAAACGGCUGAUGGUUGAGAGACUCUUUCAAAAGAUUUAUGGUGAGAAUGGGAGUAAGUCCAUGAGUGAUGUCAGCGCAGAGGAUGUGCUGCACUUGCGUCAGGUGCGUUACGAAGAGAUGCAGAGAAUGAAGUCACAAAUGAAAGAACAGGAUCAGAAAUGGCAGGAUGACCUUGCAAAAUGGAAAGAUCGUCGAAAAAGCUACACUUCAGAUUUGCAGAAGAAAAAAGAAGAGAGGGAAGAAAUUGAAAAGCAGGCGCUUGAGAAAUCUGAGAGAAGCUCUAAGACAUUUAAGGAAAUGCUGCAGGACAGGGAAUCCCGAGAUCAAACGUCUCCAAUUACAUCAAGGAGAAUAUAUCCUUCUGAUGAUGCAUUGAAUGAAGAAAAGCUUCCUCUGACACUGACUAUGUCAGAAGCAAGUUACCAGAGUGGGAGAGUAGAAGAGAAGGGAACAACUUAUCCUACAGAAAUUCCUAAACAAGAUUCUACAACUUUUGCAAAAGGAGAGGACACUCUGACAGCUGAAAUUCAGCUUCCUCCUAAAAACCCUGGGGAAGAACAACGCCCAGUCUCUUUGUCCUCUCAGCAUUCACUGCGUACACAGUCAGCUCAAGUUUCAGCUUCUCUCCCCAGAAGUUACCAGAAAACUGAUACAGCCAGGUUAACAUCUGUGGUCACACCGAGACCUUUUGGAUCUCAGUCAAGGGGAAUCUCAUCGCUCCCGAGAUCCUACACGAUGGAUGAUAUUUGGAAGCAUAAUGGAGACGUAGAAGGUGUUAAGAGAUCUGAAUACAGUUCGCUCAGCACCUCUGUGCAUAAACCUGACCCAAGGCAGCUUGCUUCCAGCUCCUUCAGUGAAAGAGAGGCAGUGACAUUGGGAGAGAGUGUGAUGAGCUUGUCCUCUCCUACACCCCCCUUCUCAUCUCUUUCCCAGGACCAGGCCGCCACUUCUAAAGCCACAUUGUCUUCAACAUCUGGCCCUGAUUUAAUGUCUGAGCUUGGAGAAGGGAGAAGCUCAGCACAAACAGAAGUCUCAAAGUCAAAGGAUCAGUUCAGUGAUAUGAGAAUCAGCAUAAACCAGACGCCUGGGAACAGUCUUGACUUUGGGUUUACAGUAAAAUGGGAUAUUUCCGGGAUCUUCGUAGCAUCAGUCGAAGCAGGUAGCCCAGCAGAAUUUUCUCAGCUACAGGUAGAUGAUGAAAUUAUUGCUAUUAACAACACCAAGUUUUCAUAUAAGGACACGAAAGAGUGGGAAGAAGCCAUGGCUAAUGCUCAAGAAACUGGAAACCUAGUAAUGGAUAUCAGGCGGUAUGGAAAGUCUGGUUCACCUGAAACAAAGUGGAUUGAUGCAACUUCUGGAAUUUACAACUCAGACAGAUCUUCAAAUCUAUCAAUAACGACUGAUUUCUCAGAAAGCCUUCAGAAUUCUAAUGCCGAAUCCAAGGAAAUAAAUGGAAUUCGUGAUGAAAGCAAUACUUUUGAACUAAAAGCAUCUGAACCUAUUUCUUUGAAAAACUUAAAAAGGCGAUCACAAUUUUUUGAACAAGGAAGUUCCGAUUCAGUGGUUCCUGAUCUUCCAGUUCCAACUAUCAGUGCCCCGAGUCGCUGGGCGUGGGAUCAAGAGGAAGAGCGAAAGCGGCAGGAAAGGUGGCAGAAAGAGCAGGACCGCCUGUUGCAGGAAAAAUAUCAACGAGAGCAGGAAAAACUAAGGGAAGAGUGGCAAAGGGCUAAGCAAGAGGCCGAGAGAGAGAAUUCCAAGUACUUGAACGAGGAACUGAUGGUCCUGAACUCCAACAGCAUUUCUCUGACGACCCAGGAGCCCACUGUUGCCACCUUGGAUGCCACCUGGAGUGAAGGGUCCAAGUCUUCAGACAAGGAAGGCACCCGAGCAGGAGAAGAGGAGAGGAGACCCCAGCAAGAAGAAGAUGUGAAUGAGGACCAAAGAAAGAAGCUGCAGGAACAACUCACUCUUGAGAAAGAGAGGGAACUACAGGAGCAACAAGAUCAGGAAGAGCGGGAGCAGAAGCAGCGUCAGGCAGAGGCUGUGGAGCAGAAGCGCCGAGCAGAGGAACAGAUGCGCCAGGCAGAGAGAGAGAGGGAAACGUCAGUCAAAAUAUACCAGUAUAGAAGGCCUGUUGAUUCGUAUGAUGCACCAAAGAGAGAGGAAGAAUCUUCAGGUUUGCUUCCUCGUGACAGGAAUAAAUCCGUAUCUACUACUGAGCUGGAUGACUACCCCACAAAUAAAAAUGGAAGCAAUAAAUAUUUAGACCGAGUUGGGAGCAGUAACUCAUUACAGAGGAGCUCCAAGAAGGAACAAGUCCCAUCCGAAGCAGAGUUGGAAAGACAACAAAUCCUUCAAGAAAUGAGAAAGAGAACAUCGCUUCACAAUGACAACAGCUGGAUCCGACAGCGCAGUUCCAGUGUAAAUAAAGAGCCUAUUUGUCUGCCCGGGAUUAUGAGAAGAGGUGAAUCUCUAGAUAACCUGGAUUCCCCGAGAUCCAGUUCUUGGAGACAGCCCCCUUGGCUCAGUCAGCCUACAGGAAUCUAUGCUUCUUCCUCUGUUCAAGACUUCAGUCGCCCACCACCUCAGCUGGUGUCCACGUCAAACCGUGCCUACAUGCGAAAUCCAUCCUCUAGCAUCCCGCCUCCUUCAGCUGGUACUGUGAAGACCACCAGCACACCGCCCCCCACACUACACAGCCAUUUCCCUUCACCUUCACCAUCAGGCUCCCAGCUACGCAACAGGUCAGUCAGUGGGAAGCGCAUAUGCUCCUACUGUAAUAACAUUCUGGGCAAAGGAGCCGCCAUGAUCAUCGAGUCCCUGGGUCUUUGUUAUCAUUUGUAUUGUUUUAAGUGCGUUGCCUGUGAGUGUGACCUCGGAGCCUCUUCCUCAGGAGCCGAAGUCAGAAUCAGAAACAACCAACUGUUCUGCAACGACUGCUAUCUCAGAUUCAAAUCUGGACGGCCAACCGCCAUGUGAUGUAAGCCUCCAUACGAAAGCACUGUUGCAGAUAGAAGAAGAGGUGGUUGCCGCUGCUGUAGAUCUAUAAAUAUACGUUGUAUGUCUUUUUCGCUCUCUCUCUCUCUCUUUUUUUUUUUAAAAAAAAGAAUAACACUUUUUUUUUUUUUGCCUCUUUAGAUUACAUCAGAACAUUAUAGUCUUGGUAGAAUAGAACCUGUAUUUUUGUUGUUGUUUAUUUAUAAGAAGGUAAUUAUGUGUGGGGAAAAGUGCAGUAUUUUCUUUUGAAUUCAGCAUCUUAAGAGCACAGGGAAGAAAAAACUUCAAAAUAUUUUUGAGGCUGAUAAUGAUAAUAAUGAUCUAGUUUGACUUUCUAGUGGUGUUUUGAAGAGGGCUAUUUUAUUGUUUUUUAAAAAGGUUCUGAAACAUUAUUUGAAAUAGUUAAUAUAAACAUGUAAUUGCAUUUGCUCUUUUUAUUGUAAAGUAUGCUAAAUUAAUACAGAACCAUAUGGAAAUUUCACUAAAAUCCACCCCCAAAUUUGCUUUCUAUGUCUUUCUUUUCAACUAUAUAUUAUGAUUUUUUUAAAAGAAUUAUCUUAUAUAAAAUUUUAUUUGCUUGAUGAGGGGAGCUUUUUUUUCUUCACCAGAAUCGUUGCUAAGCAGAAAGCUGCUGCUUUUCAUUAAUCAUAGUUUGUAUACCAAAAGUUAUCUCCAGAAACUAGUGAGCCUUUCUGUUCUACUGCAUUUGUAAAUAAACUUGCUGAUGAAUUUAA
Molecule: messenger RNA, 6117 nt
Organism: Rhinolophus ferrumequinum (greater horseshoe bat)
Lineage: Eukaryota; Metazoa; Chordata; Mammalia; Chiroptera; Rhinolophidae
Gene: LMO7
Product: LIM domain 7
Exons: 32
Coding region: 302-5365 (1687 amino acids)
Biological process (GO): regulation of cell adhesion; regulation of signaling
Molecular function (GO): protein binding
Source: RefSeq, a predicted model, not a curated record